GAAAACCUCCUCAGCAACAAGUGCCUGGAAGGUUCCGCACAGAGGAGUGCGUUCAAGCCAACCCGGCCUUACUGUAUUGUUAUUUCAAGAACCUUACAAAAUAUUACGUUUAACUUUUACGCACGCUCUAGAGGCACGAUAAACUCUGAGCUUUUUUUUACGCACACAGUUGAAUCCAAAGUCUUUUAAAGAAAAGAUGGAGCUGUCGGAUAUUCCGUUCCCCAUCCCCUCGACAGAUGAUUUCUAUGAUGACCCCUGCUUCAACACCAGCGACAUGCACUUCUUCGAAGACCUGGACCCUAGACUAGUGCACGUGAGCUUGCUCAAGGCGGACGAACACAACCACAUGGAAGACGAACACAUCCGGGCGCCGAGCGGCCACCACCAAGCUGGCAGGUGUCUCCUGUGGGCGUGUAAAGCAUGCAAGAGAAAAACCACCAACGCAGAUCGGCGCAAAGCCGCAACCAUGAGAGAGAGGAGACGCCUGAGCAAAGUCAACGAUGCUUUUGAAACCCUGAAGAGGUGCACGUCUACUAACCCUAAUCAGAGGCUUCCCAAGGUGGAGAUCUUGAGAAACGCCAUCAGUUACAUUGAGUCUCUCCAAGCCUUACUCAGAAGUCAAGAGGACAACUACUACCCGGUUCUGGAACAAUACAGCGGUGAUUCCGACGCCUCCAGUCCCAGGUCCAACUGCUCAGAUGGCAUGAUGGAUUUUAAUGGCCCUGCUCGCGCGUCCGGAAGAAGAAACAGCUAUGACAACUCGUACUUCAGCGAAGCUCCAAAUGGAGAUGUACGGAGUAAUAAGAACCCAGUGGUGUCGAGUUUGGACUGUUUGUCCAGUAUCGUGGAGCGGAUUUCCACCGAGUCUCCCGCCGCCUCCACGCUCCCUGCACAGGAUCUGUGUGAAGGGAUCACCGGCUCUUCUCCAGAAACUAGCGCGCCUUCCCCAAAUGACACCUGCAGCCCGACCGGCCCGACCCACGACCCCAUCUACCAAGUGCUCUGAACAGUAAAGAGGAAAUGCAUCCAUACCCCCAUCCAGAGAACAUGAGGGACGAUGGAAACCAACAACCAUUUACGAGGACUACUACACCUGUCAUAAACUGAGCAAAAAAAAAAAAAAACUACCACAAAUCUGUUCAAGAAGUUGGAGAACAGAAGAAUCUAAAAAUCCUUUAGAUUUUCUUUCUUUCUUUCUUUCUUUCUUUCUUUCUUUCUUUCUUUCUUUCUUUCUUUCUUUCUAGAAAAUGUCAAAUUCCAUUAUGAUCGUGGCUCUACAGAAGUCAGUUUCUUAACUCAGCUUAUUUAUAUAAUAAUGCAUUAUUGCCAUAUGUGACCAUAUUUUCCCUUUCUUUUUGAAACUACUUUCUGUCACUUUCAUCUUUUAUUUUCCUAAUUAUUUACAAAGAAUAACCACUGCAGAUAUGAACAUUAGAGGACCAUUUUUGUACAUGUGUAUAUAAGAGCGGUUUUUGUUAAAAACACGGAGAAACGAACGAACAUAAUUGUGUAUUUAAUAUGGCCUGUUUGAGACGUUUGUUGUGUCCAGCGUUUAAACUUUAUAUUUAUACAUCUUCAACGAGUGAAUGUCGAAUAAAUAAAGAUAUGAAUUAUUUAUACACAGA
Molecule: messenger RNA, 1625 nt
Organism: Tachysurus fulvidraco (yellow catfish)
Lineage: Eukaryota; Metazoa; Chordata; Actinopteri; Siluriformes; Bagridae
Gene: myod1
Product: myogenic differentiation 1
Exons: 3
Coding region: 197-1006 (269 amino acids)
Biological process (GO): muscle organ development; regulation of transcription by RNA polymerase II; positive regulation of myoblast differentiation
Molecular function (GO): DNA-binding transcription factor activity, RNA polymerase II-specific; protein dimerization activity; RNA polymerase II cis-regulatory region sequence-specific DNA binding
Source: RefSeq, a predicted model, not a curated record